Messenger RNA from Schistosoma bovis, 4646 nucleotides. The record is from the annotation of a GenBank genome assembly. NCBI's taxonomy places the organism in Eukaryota, Metazoa, Platyhelminthes, Trematoda, Strigeidida, Schistosomatidae.
CACUGUUUAAAGUUGUUACAAGACAGACUAACUCUAGGUCACAUGGAAUAGGUUGGCGGAUUGCUGGAAGUAUUCUAUGGGUGCAAGAGAUUGUCGUGGUUUUUUCAUAUGGUGUGUCGUGCCGUAGUAUAUCAACCUGUGUCUAUCUCCGCCUAUGUCACAUUCUUUCGAUGCAAUAGAAGGUCGAUAUCAAUCUUUUACGUCCGAACCAUGUGUGCUGGAGAAGCAGAUACAAAUGAAUCAAUUUGGCGUCGGUAACGCUGCCAUCCGCUUAUCUUUUCUUGAAUACUACUGCAAAAAUGAGACUCCUCAUUUCCAAACAGACACAAGUAUCGAUGGCAGCAUAUUUUGCAUUAACGUAGGAAAUGAAAUACGCAUAUAUACACAGGAUCACGCGCAUUCUUCGAACGAGCGCAGAUUCUGUGGUGGUUCUCCAGCCCACAUUAGAUUCAGAGCACCUUUAACAUCACAUUGCUUUAGACGUGCCACAGACAAAGUAAGAGACUCUCAGUUAUUGAUUGGAUUGGCCAAUGGUGAAAUAAAGUUGAUUGAUCCUCUCAAAGAAGACCCAAACAAAGUUUUCAAUGAAGGGUCUGUCGAUGAAACUCCCGUAACCUGUGUCGGCUGGGUUCCUCAUUCACCUCACCAGUUCUUAGUCAGUCAUUCCAGUGGGUGUAUGUAUUUGUACGAUGAAACACUUGCACAGCUGUCAGCUCCAACAUAUAACCUAUUUAAACAAGGUAUUGGGUUUUCAGUACAUACCUGUAAGACGAAAUCUACAAGAAACCCAUUGUAUCGAUGGUCUUUGGGAAGUCCUAACACAUCAAAGUUGGAUAACACGAAACCACCGUCGAAAACUUCUGACCACAUUAAUGGAUUCGUUGCCAACAAAAUAUGUGAGACGCAAACCGAUUCGUUAAGUUGUGACUCAUCAGCUAUUAGCUCAUUGUUUGAUGAUAAUAAUGUUUCCAUCAAUCAGUUUGCAUUUUCUCCUUGUGGCCGUUUCCUUGCCAUCAUUACAGAAGAUGGUUACAUGAGGGUGAUGGAGUAUCAUGAGAUGGAGCUAUACGGGUUCAUGCGUUCAUACUUUGGUGGUUUACUUUGUGUAGACUGGUCCCCAGAUAGUUUAUUUAUUGUCACUGGGGGACAAGAUGACCUAGUAACGAUUUGGUCAGUUCUAGACAGAGCUGUUAUUUGUCGCUGUCAGGGCCACAAAUCUUGGGUUAGCAUGGUGCGCUUCGAUCCAUAUCUAUGCCCCACUAAUAAUGAUAUUUCUAAUGAUGACUCAGUAUCUGCCUCCUCACGUUCCCACUCACUUACAACGAACCAUGAAGAGUUGGACGAAAGUUCAGUUAUUAGAAAUUCACCUGUUACAGUUUGUGAAAGUAAUGACCUUAAAACUUACCGUCUUGGCUCAGUUGGGCAUGACACUAUGUUGUGUUUAUGGGAUCUGACAGAUGAUAUAAUUCGUCAAGGAGUUGCAUUUAUUCGUUCAGCAAUAAAAAAUUCAGACAACAGCUUCGGGAAUCUUACCUGUGAUACUACUUUUCCUCAUAUAACAAACUCUUCUGUUUUGAAUAUGACGUCUAGUUCUGUUUUGAGCUGUAAUACAUCUACAGCUUUACCAUCCCCACAGUCAGGAAAUGGCUCAUCUACUUCUUCAACUGUUUCUUCUCCACAUAUUCACUCCACCCGACCUCCAGUCAAAUUGAGUGAUAGCCGUUUCUUGAAUAAACGCAAGAAUGUUGCCAGUCCCAUACCUUCAUCUGGUCCUUCGUCGAACGGGACAAACAGUAGCGGAUCCGAUAAAUCCAAAUCCAUUUUCCCACUUCGUGGUUUCCACUGGUCAAAUUCAAAUUCAAGUAAUCGAAUUAGUACAAGUGUUCGGUUUCCUCGUCUUGGUAAUUCAGAAAAGUUUAAUGGAUCUGCAACUAAUUCACUUAAGGCUUGUAACCUGAGUCGUUUAAGUGAAGUUAGAUGGAUGUUAUCAAUAACUGAACAUAAUAUUUUCGGUUCUCCGCUGUGCCCUCGAAUCAGUGAUGUACCUAUACUUGAACCACUUGUAUGUACACGAAUCUUAAAGGAUCGAGUAACUGAUCUUGUCUUUCGUCGUGAUACGAUUCAUAUUGUAGAUCAGCAAGGCUUGUUUUUGGCAUGGCAAAGACCUGUUGAAGUGAAAGAAAAUACAUCGAUUAAUCAAAUACCACUAUGUCAUUCAAAUGAUUGGGAUUCAUCUGCCUCAACAUCUAAUAAAGUUUUUCAAUAAUAAAUAAACUUAAAUUGAAUUAUCAUUUAUUGUGUUAUACUGUGAUAUUUGUAUUACCAAUACACACACACACAAAUAUAGGUCAUAAAAUGAUCUUUAUAAUUAUUAAACAUAUAUAUAUUUUCCACAACCAAUCAGUCAAUCCAUAAAAGAACAAAAAAGAAAAUUCCUCCCUAUUAAUGAAACCCAAUUCAUAUUAUUUUCAUUUCUUCUCGUUAAUGUGAAAAAGGGGAUUAAUGUGAUUAUAUUCAUAUUAGUCAAUUGUCUGUAAACAAAAUUAACUAUUUUUGCAUGUGUGUAAAUUAUGAAUAAGAAAAAUUCCACUGGUAUUAUGUAUAAUUAAGAGUAAAGUAAACAAAGAGAAAAACUUAUGCAUAAAUUGUAUGAUUAUCUUUCAUAUCCGGUAUUUCCAUUCCUCAUCAUAAUAUAUAUACUACAGUUCGUACUAUUUAUUUGUUCAUCUUAUCCUCAAUUAUCUGGAAAAUGUUAAAUGUACACGUAUAUAUAUAUAUAUAUAUAUAUAUAUAUAUAUAUAACUGUACAGUUUGCAAAAUCAUUACUAACAAGAAAUAAAAUGCUCAAUGUGACUUAUUCUCUUCACUUUAUCAAUUCAAUGUGUACGGAUAAUAUUUACUUUCUGGUUCCGUAAUUCAUUUAUUUGGGAGAAAACGAGUGUGAAUGUUGGUAGGGGAGGGAAAGGGGAAAACAAAAUGUUACCAAAAAGAUAGUUCCAUCGUCUUUACUCAAUCAGACCAUACAUGUGUCUUUUUUUCAUUGUUAAUGUUGCACAUUUUUCAGAUUACAUGAAUUGUACUACUAUGAUUGUCACUACUACUAAUGCGAUUAGAAGAAAAUUCUUUAUUAUUGAUUAACGUAAAUAAUUUAUUUUGCAAUACUAUCAAAAUUAACUUAUUUUUUACCUAUAUCAUUGUAAUUGUUAUGGCGGUUAUUUUGUUGGUUUGUUUUGUCACUGUUUCGUUUUUUAAACUGAGUCAUCAUUCAUCAACACUUUCUUGUUUACUGUAUUCCAUUGUUUGUUUCCUUCCAACUAUUUUAUUUUUACACAGGAACUAUAUGUAUUUACCUUUGUUCUCUGUUGCUCAGCAAACAACCAGCACUACUUAUUAUAGACUGCUGUUCAAUACAUGUUUGUCUGUUUUUGAAUCUAAUGGAUUCUAAGUAAGAAAUAGAGAAAUAUAUACAUGUGUACAUUCCUCAUUACUGAUUCUCUUCCUUUUUUCAUGCUCCUUCUUGAUCUCAAAAGAUUAUUGUUCAAUUGCCAAAGUUCACCAAUUAUUAUACUAAUAAUAACAGUUGUUAUAUAAUCACAACCUACUAUGUAACUUAACAAAUUUUACUUUGAUGAAUCUCCUACAUUGAAUUGUAUUGUUUAAAUGUUGAGAUUUUUUCCAAUGCCUUUCUUAAUCACUAUAAUCAUUAUCAUUUCAAUUUUCAUGUCUCGUUUAUUUUUUACUUUUAAUUAAUUCAUAAAUGUGAACUAACUAAUUCCUUUUUUUUUUGGAAAUCUUCAUUCUUCUGAAAGAAAAACUAAUCGUCAUAUGAAAUAAUCUCUCCAACUAAUCUAUAUUUUUUAUUUGUAAUCUAUAUUAAUGUAAAACAAGAAAGAUAUUAGGGAAAAUGUUUUGUUUUGUUUUGUUCAUUUCAAUAAGCAAUAUUCACUGUUAUAAUUGUUAGUAUAGUUUUCAUCCAUAUUAACUAUGAUGAUCAAUUAUUUGUUUUUAUUUAAUGUACAGAUAAGUUGUGUUCUUUAGUUAGUUAGUUUGUUUGUUAUUGAAAUAAUUGUGUAAAUUAGUAAUGAAAACAAUAAUGUUAAUAAUAAACAUGGGUAAAUCUCAACUGUUUAUUAAUUGUUGCUGUAUAGAUUUUUUUCUUUUGCCAUUCUCGUUGUUUUAUGUUUUUACUUAGUGUAUUGUAGAAAAUACCUUUAAUAUAAUAGUUAGUAGAGGAAUAGGGACCAGUGAUUUUCAAAUUAAAGUCAUUAAAAAUAAUAAAAGUCAAUUUCUUCAGCAACAUUUGUUUUGGUUAUAGUAAAGAAUUUUCAGCACGAAAUAUACAAUAUUACAAUGAAUUGUUCUUUAGUAAUAGUUUCUUCGUCGCCUCCUUCUGUUUUUUAUAAGACACAUAAAAGGAAAAUAUCUCUACACCUAUUGCGGCUUGGUUCGAAUUUCCGUAUUUAGCUUCAUGAUAAGUUGUAAGCUUUUAGUAAAAGUGCAUGAAUCAACAUGUCAUUAAUUAAAUUAAAUUUAAAAUGGAGAAAUCGUUAUGUUGGGGUAUAAGUGAGAAAGGUCUGAACAUGUUUUAAAUAUAGAACUGUUAUGAACUGUAAUUGGUUUAUGUUUAAAAUACAAGUCGUUUCUUU